CACACUUCAGUGCAUUCGUAAAACCCUGGCAUACAAUAAUAUAUCAUUCUGCAUGUAUACACCACCAAAGCAUAUACAUUUCUUUUAAAACUGUGUUUUUAGCAUAAAUCAAAGGACAAGUUUUCCUAUAGCACUUCGCACGGGCGUAGGAAGAGGAAUUCUGAUAGAACACAAGGCAAAAGAUUAUAUAUAUUAUAUUAUAUGCCAGUUUAUUCUCGAUGUGAAUGCAAUCUCUGUUGCAAGUUGUGGUUUUAUAUAUGACACAGAUUUGUGCAUCUGGGACCAGCUGGUGUGAUAUAUGCUUACAUUUUUGUUGUGUUUAUCUGCCUGUGACGAUAAUAGUCGAAUAUGGAGGAAGAUUAUGACGACGAGGAGGAGAUUCUUCUUCCCGUGGAAAAGCAGUUUCACGAGGCUGCAAGGACAGGGGACCUCGCGCUGGUAGACUCCCUGAUCGCACAGAAAAUCAAUGUCAACUGCAUGGAUGAGCGUGAUCGUACAGCUUUACAUCUUGCAGCAGCUCAAGGCCAUACUGAGGUCAUUGAAUCGCUCACGGAUGCUGAUGCUAAAAUAGAAGUACCAGAUAAGUUCGGAAUGAACGCCCUCUUGUGGGCGACGUGGUUUGGGAAGCACGAAUCCAUGAAGUCUCUCGUGAGAUCAGGCGCCAAUGUCAAGGCAGAAAAUAAGCAAGGAAUGACGAUCGUCCACUGCGCUGCAUCUCGGGGACAUCGUAAUGUCUUGGAGUACAUCGUACGGGAACUCCUCGAUGAGGACCCCAUGGAUAGUGACUACGAAGAGGACGAAAGCGGCGGGGGCAUCUCUCUUAAUGCUGUGUCAGGCAAGAUGACUGGGUUGUUUAGUGCAGCCGGCAACAUGAUGGGCAACAUCGGCAACCUGGCGACGGGCAAAAAGGCAGAAGAGAAGAAGAAGACGAGAAGUGUGGACUCCUUCGUGGAAAAGAAAACAGACAAGGCAGAUGGUGGGAAAUCUCCCCUCCACGUGGCGGCAGAGCACGGACAAGUCUCGGCGCUGGAGUACCUGGCCAAAGUCAAGUGCAACAAAUUCGCCAGGGCAGGCGACGGUUCUACAUCACUCCAUCUAGCGGCGGGAAAUGGACAUGUUGACAUGGUUUCAAAGUUACUCGAGUAUAAACUUGACAUAAACAUCAGAAAUGAGGAAGGGAAAACGCCAUUGCUGAUGGCUGCUGAAUCCGGUCAUGCUAGUAUCGUCGAGCUAUUACUUUCCAAGGGAGCCGAUGGCAACGCUCAAGCAAACAAAAGCAUGUCGGCGGCCCAUCUGGCAGCGAAGAAUGACCACCCUUCAGUCAUCAAGGUACUUGCGUCAAAUAAGUGUAAUCUCAAUAGCAAAGGGAUGCAUGGGAAUACUCCUCUACACGUUGCCUCCACGCUGGGCCACAUAGAGAGUGUCCAAACCCUUCUUUCCUGUCGUUGUAAAGUCAACGUAAUCAAUGACAAAAGAAGAUCGGCUCUUCACGACGCGACUGAGAAUGGACUGGCAGAUAUUGUGGAACUUCUUCUUGUAGCUGGCAUCAAUGUACAAAUACAGGAUAAGAAUGGAAAGACUGCUUUAUCAAUGGCGGCCAGAGCAGAUAAUAUCACCAUUGUCGAUAUGAUUAUUAAGGCGGACAGGUACUUCGUAAAGCACAAGAGGAGACCAGGGGCGAUCCCCGAUCUGAACGUCCUCCAGUUCCGCAAAGAGGACCCCGACAUCGCGGAGGUCAUGCGGCCUAUCUGCUACAAACUUGCCCACAAACAACUCGCUAAGGAUGACAGCAAGCGACUCUUCUACUACUGGGGUUUUAAACCUGAACAUAUAACAGCCAUCGAAACACAAGAAACAGGUAAGCACUCAUGGAAGGAACAUGGGUACCGUAUGAUGUUGAUCUGGUUACAUGGUCUCGAGGAUAACCCUAUUAAGGAACUCUACGAAGGGCUUACCAACAUAGACUGCAAUAAAUUGGCUGAACAAAUUCGGGCCAAGGAGAAUAAAAGAGCAGAGGCAAAUGGAUCCAAUUGUGUGCUUUCUUGACCACUCAAUGAAGGACAUUUUCUGAUUUCAUUGUGGCGCCCGGGUUAUCAUAAUUGUGAUCUUUGGUGUCAAAUGAACAUCUUACUGAUGAAAAAAACUGGAGGCGAAUGUCAGCAGAAAAGUUGAUUAGAUGAGGUUCUUUACCCAGAUAUUUCAAGGAAGUGGGAGCUUCGAGAGAGGCAUGUUGAACGGUACAUCCAAUACAAUACACCAACUACCAUGACUCCUGGCAAGCAUUCGUGAAAUCAUCAUGUUCGUCAUGAUUUCCGAAGAGAGGUUGGUGUUUGGAAAGAAUGGUGAAUUUAAUCGAUUAAAAAAGGAUACAUACUGUAUACAUUAAUAUUCACCUGAAUGUGAUAUCGCAUGUGAAUAAUGCAGUAUUAGGGGCCUUAGAAAAGUAAUGCAUUUAACUCACAGUAUUGUGUCAGAAUGUCAACCGUUAUUCAUUUUAAUAUUUAAUUGCUGAUUACGCAUAUAUAUCUAUUUAGGUAUUUCUAGAAGUAUAGAGUAAAGUUAUGCUUGUUCACUAGUUAUGUACUCUAAAAAGUUAAGUAGGGCCUACUAAAUCAGAACUUUAGGGGUUCAUUUAGUGACUGCACUUCCAGGUGUUGAUUUGAUUUGCAGCACCGCGGGUGCUAAAACAGCAUGUGACGUGCUAUAUUUCAACGCCCAAGGUGCUGUUUUAGAACCUCAAGUGCUGAAAAUCACCAACGGACGUGCAGUCAAGAUAUACGAGUUCCUUAAGAUGAUGAAUUAGCACUUUUUUAAAAGAGUGUAUGCAAACAAAAGAAAGAUAUGUGAAGUUUGGGUCGAUAGCCUGAGACAAAAGUGGUCCUCAAUAUAAAAGAAGGAAUCUGUCUCUUCAGAAUCCAGUGGGAAAUCAAUCUUUCUGUGCAGAUCCACCAUGACGACCGUCUCUUUCUUUUAUUACGUCACUAUCCAAGAGGAAGGCGCGGAUUGAGUUGCACAAUCUUAUUAGACGACCCCUGAAGAUGUGGCGCAACGUGCAUACAGAAAGCGCCAUAUUCUCAAAACACUGGGUCCUUGUUCAUAUUCAAAGGUGAAUCAGAUACCAUAUUGUAACCGACCUCUCGACAAAUAUGAAUAAUUCAAUUCCAAAAUUUCCAAACGGUUCUAAAUCCAGUUUUUUCACGCUUAAAAAGGAAGUGUAACAAUUGUUUAUAUCUUCAGCGGAGUAGGAAACACUAGAUUGAGUUAAUAUAACAUAAUUAUUUAUUCAACAUUUAGUCAAAUAAUUUACUCUAAGACAGGUAGAUACUUAAGGAGAACAAUAGGUGUGGUUUGGAGAAAGAAAGAAAAAAUAAGCUACAUUGAGCUCGGGAAUGGAAAGGAGGGGGAGGGGGCUUCAAGAUGUACCAAAGAUUUAAAUUAACCCAAGAACAUUUUCUACGUGUAGGCAUAUACGUAUAAAUUAAAUUCAUUUUACUCCUCCCAUGCUAGUCGUCAGAACUUUCAAGUCCAUUUACUCACCCAAAUGUCUGAAAGGUAACAUAAAACAAGCCCUAUAUACAGUCUUUUCAGUUUACCACAACCUCCUCGAAAAAAGUAUUAGAAAUCAUAUCGUGCUCUUUAUUGCUGUAUGAUAUAUAAGCAAUAUAAAAUUAGACAAAAUAAACGAUAUAUCUUAACGAUGAAAUGGUAUGUAAGACGCAAUAUCACCUUUACUUGCCCUGUUUAUUGUGGAGGGGGGGGGUGUAAAGGAACAAUUCUGUUAACGAGACGGCAAAAUUGCUCGUGGUUACAAAAUGUGCGUUAUUGAGAGUGGGGUCAGUAAAGCAUGUCAUUCUGUCUUACAUCUAGUCAAAUAAAUCGGUCACUUUUGUAGAUUACAAGCUUGGCGCCAAUUUAAAAAAAAACAGGCCUACAGCUAGGAAUUCCUACCUCGAAUACUUGUUUGUGUAUUCUUUAUUGCCGGAUAUAUAUAUAUAUUCAAAAUGUCUAUUUAUUUGUGAUGUUAUUUGCCUGAAAGUGACAUAAUAACAAAGAGGUAAUCCUGGGCGAAUAUAUUUGAAAUUAUUGAUCUGUAUAGCAUGUAGCUUACAAAAUGAUAUUAUUUUUAUUUAUGUUAUUUUUAACGAAAUUUCGAGUGAAGUAAUCACAUCAAUAAAAUAUUACCAGUGUGCGCCCGGCUGACGGUAA
Lytechinus pictus (painted urchin) is the source of this 4206-nucleotide messenger RNA. RefSeq names its product ankyrin repeat and death domain-containing protein 1A-like. Gene Ontology annotation, molecular function: protein binding. Bases 349 to 2046 code for a protein of 565 amino acids. The transcript is spliced from 16 exons. NCBI's taxonomy places the organism in Eukaryota, Metazoa, Echinodermata, Echinoidea, Temnopleuroida, Toxopneustidae. The record is from RefSeq and is a predicted model, not a curated record.